Cuscuta epithymum is the source of this 1367-nucleotide messenger RNA. The record is from the annotation of a GenBank genome assembly. NCBI's taxonomy places the organism in Eukaryota, Viridiplantae, Streptophyta, Magnoliopsida, Solanales, Convolvulaceae.
UCUUUUCUUUUGCACUUCCUAAUACUUUCUUGUACUCUGUUGUUUCCUAAAGAGCAUCACUCUGUAAACCGCCAUAUCAUCCCUUUAUAUCUCUCCGCCGAUUCCUCAGCAGAAAUACGCAUCACUUUCGAAUCGAAUCAUCUCCAUCAUCGCUUCUCUCAACCGUCGACAUUCCGCCAGCAAACGCCGCAUCUUUGAGGUGACCCCCUCCAGCAAUCCAUCACUGAAGUCUUUCGUUUUUAAUGCUUUGAGGUGGAAUGUUAUGAACUUAUGGAUAGCAAAUCUGGAUUUUAAGUGUACCCAUUGUGAAUUCAUAGAGAUAUUAACAGACUGUUGUCAAGAAUUUACAAUAGACAACUGAAUGCUGCCUUGUAGGGAAGACAUGAUUCUUAUUGACAAGAAAAAUCGUGGACUAAAUAAUGGAGGACUUUCCAAUUUUACCCAGGCUAUUACGGGUCAAGAACAGAAUGCCAUAGUUCUGCAUUUCAAGAAUGAGCUAAUGACGUCGGGAAAAGCAGUUAAACUUAAAAAUGUAGCAAUCAUGACAGUUUCUGAAGAAGAUACUUAUAGAGAUUACGAUGGUUGUCCAUCGAAAUUCUUAAUCUCUUGUUUGAAUCAGAUUGAAAAUGGUCUGAAUCAUGAUGGAGCCUUCGUUAAUGAGAGGGAUAGACGAUUCUUUGCUUUACCAUGGGGGUUCGAAUUUUGGAAGUGUUAUUCAAAUGGGAAAGAUAUUGUGGAUACAAGUCAAGCUGAUUCUGCCAUUGAUCAGAUUGCUUGGAUUGUAUCGACGGCUUCAGAUACUAUAGCAAGAAAAGAAGAAGAAUUAUCUACCACAAGCCCCUUCCUUGUAUACCUAGUCCCCUCUCAACAGGAGGCAAUUAAGGUUCUCAAGGUCUGCAAUCCUUUGAAAGCAUGUGGAACAUAUACAGUCUGCCUACAUCCAGGCACUUCCAUAGACCAUCAAAUUAAUGACCUGAAGACAUGUGAACCGGAGUUUAUUAUCUCCACCCCUGAGAGACUCACAGAGCUCAUCUCGCUUAAUGCUAUUGACUUAUCCGGGGUUUCUUUUCUGGUUAUUGAUGGUCCGGCUUAUGAUGUCCGUAGUGUUGAAGCCAUUAAAAGUAUUAAGAAUUCCAUUUCCAGCACUUCACAAACUAUGGUUUUUGGUGGUUGCCUGAAUCAAUAGUCAGCUUCAACUUCAUAGAAAUUCUUUUAUAUAUGGAGUUGGGUUGCAGUUUUAUUAGCUUAUUGUAUCUUCAAUUAUAAUGAAGUUUACAGUUGAGGCUUAUUUUUUUGGCAAUGUUGAGGCUAUUCUUUUUGGCAAUGUUGAGGCUAUUCUUUUUGGCAAUGUUGAGGCUUAUUUUUAA